Molecule: messenger RNA, 6634 nt
Organism: Ricinus communis (castor bean)
Lineage: Eukaryota; Viridiplantae; Streptophyta; Magnoliopsida; Malpighiales; Euphorbiaceae
Product: DNA polymerase zeta catalytic subunit
Exons: 24
Coding region: 218-6406 (2062 amino acids)
Biological process (GO): double-strand break repair via homologous recombination; error-prone translesion synthesis
Cellular component (GO): nucleus; zeta DNA polymerase complex
Molecular function (GO): DNA-directed DNA polymerase activity; nucleotide binding; DNA binding
Source: RefSeq, a predicted model, not a curated record
AUAACAAGUCAUAUGAAUGAGAUCAGUGGAGUAGUCGAGAAGUUUUCUGGGGUCUACUGAUUCUGCUUCUCCGCCAUUUUCACAAUGGAAGAAAAACCCGCCAAAUGACAGCUCUUUUCAAAUUUUAGUUCAAAAGAAAAGAAAAGAAAAUGCAGAGUCUUUCAAUGCAUCAAAUGUUUUAAAUUGGAGGCAAAUUGAUAAGUUAAAGCAAAGCUCGAUGGAGAGUUCUCUAUCGAAGUCUAGAACUUUCAGUGUAAGAAUCGUAUCAAUUGAUUACUACAUGGCACCUCCAAUCCCUAACAUCGAUAUUUGUUACAGUAGCUUUCAAGGUGGGAAGGUGAAUGAGGUUCCUGUUUUAAGGAUAUAUGGCUCAACGCCUGCUGGUCAAAAGACUUGCUUGCAUGUUCAUAGGGCUUUUCCCUAUUUAUAUGUCCCAUGUUCAGAUAUAUCACUUCAUCCAGAUCAACAAGGUGAUUCAUACACAAAUGCAAUCUCUCUUGCCCUUGAAAAAGCUUUGAAGCUUAAAGGUAAUGCUGGUUCAAGAAGACAGCAUGUUCACGGCUGCAGUCUUGUACGAGCAAGGAAAUUUUAUGGUUACCAUUCAUCAGAAGAGCUCUUUUUCAAGAUAUACCUCUAUUAUCCACAUGAUGUCUCUCGUGCUGCCAAUCUUCUUCUGGGAGGAGCAAUUCUUGAUAAAAGUUUGCAGCCUCAUGAAGCUCAUAUUCCUUUCAUACUCCAGUUUCUGAUUGACUACAACUUGUAUGGAAUGAGUCAUGUUCAUUUAUCAAAGAUUAAGUUCCGUCAUCCAGUACCUGUUGUUUGUACGCCAAGAAAAUUUAAUUGCAAUCAUCAACAUGGACCAGUGAAGGAAAGUCUAACAUGCUUGUCUGCUGAACUUGAGGCAGGUUUGAGUGCUGGUGAGUCUUUAGGUUAUCCAGUUUGGAUAUCUUCUACUAUUCCAAGUGAUUGGAUGUGGCAUUUCUCCAAUGAAUUGGAGGUUUCCUCAGAUCAAGGCAUCUACCACAUUAAACGUCAAAGUAUUUGUGAACUUGAGGGAGAUGCUACUGUUGAUGAGAUUCUUAACCAGCAAUUUAAAACAUAUACAUCCCUCUCACAAACUUCUUCAGAUGUGAAAAUGGUGCAAUCACUUAUACCCAUUUGGGAGGAAGAGUAUGAGAGAACGGGGGUGUAUGAGGCAGCUAUACCACCAGAUCCUGGAAAACCACUUGCUGAGGAUGUUUUGAAAACUCUGUUACAUGAUCUUGAGUUUGAAAGAACACUUGCAGAGUUGUGUAGUGAAUCUGAAGAAAACUUAUCUUUGGUUGGGAAUAAUGUAAAAUCUCAGCCUGAAUUGACAUCUUCGACUGAUGAAGAAAUCUUAGUUGAAGACAGAAAUAUCAAUUAUAAUAACGCAGAAGUGCUUUUGAAGUGUUCUACAGAAAGAGACAUUAUUGGAGCUUCAUCACUACCGCAAUCUCUAGGUGAAGAGGGGGUCGACACAACUGCAGGAAGGAAGGAUGCAUGUCAAGAAAUGUCGUUUGCCAAUGACGUAGUAUCCUCUGGGACAAUUGGAACAUUGGAUCCAAAGGCUGCAGAUAAGGAAGCUCUGGGUCUUCUAAGGUGGCUUGCCACUUCUCAGGCAGCUGAAGACAUAAACUCUGAUGAUGAACUUGUUCGUGAGACCAUUCUGAGUCCACUGUUGCAAGCAACAAUUGAAAAAGUUCUGGAGAAAGCUAAUAUGGAUUAUGAGAGUGAGUCUCAAAAGGAGUGCCAGGACAUUCUUGAUUCAAUUGAGGAUUUGUUCGACUUAGAGGGUUCUAAGGAGAAAGCAUGUCAUUCUAGUGAUCGUAGCAUUCAUAGUCAAAGUUCAUCAGAGACUGCUCAAGGGGAUGCCUUGCUCUCUUCUAUUGCCAAAUCUUCUCGGAAUUCAUCAGGGAUAGAGAUUAAAGAUGAAUCCAAAAGGAAGUUUCGACACCAGGUAUUGCAGACUGCUGGAACAUGCACCACUAAUAAGCGCAAAAGGAAGAAGUUAUUAUGGGGCUCUUUACCCAUCUCGAUGACCGAAAAAGAAAAUGAUGACUCAGAAGCUGGGGGGUCAAACAUAGAUAAAGCACAUGUUUGUGAAGUAAAAAUUUACUGCCGCAGAUCUAUAGAGGGAAAUGAGAGAGAAUAUUCCGAUGAUCUAAUGAAAAAUUCAGGCACAGGUAUAUGUGAAGUAGGUGGCUUAGUUGGAUCCUCUGUGCGGGAUUUGAUGAGAAGAAAGCGAUGCCGCCGAAUUCCUCAGCAGGAUGACAAUCCUGAUGGAGCUAAAAAAGUUUGUUCACGAGGAGAACAUGAACAGGGAAAGGUUCUCUUGCCAGAACAAUUGGAUUUCCUGGCACGGCAUGGUGAUAAACAUGACGGAAAACCUCUUGGGUAUGUGGACCUUAGGUCUUUGGUUAGUGAGAAACAAAUAGAAUUGCCCGAGGCUCAUGAUUUUAAAUCUGUUCAUUCUUGUUCUCACACAUGCAUGGAAGCAGCCAAUGCAUCCAGCAGUGGUGGCCCAUUGCAGGCAAUUUCUCAUCCUUCAUCAGCAGAUACAAAGAAGGAACAAUUAGACUUCCCAUUUAAGUCCAAUAAGCAAGAUUCUACAAUUGUCAUUGGCCAUUGUGAAACUAAUAAUGGUAAAGAGUUUGACUGCAAAGGCGUGAUCUCUGCAGAAGCUAUAACUUGUAGUGACCACAAUUUCAAAUCUGAUUUAUUAUAUGAAAACUUGGGGUAUGAGGAUAUAAAUUUGGCUAAUGAGAGAUUGGUGCAAAAGAAAGCUACUGGUCCAUACAGUUUGUCAGAUUCUAUUAUUGAGCAUGGGAUGUUUUCAAGAGAUGAUUACGAACAUAAAAGUGGCUACGGGAAAAGCACUUUAGUAAAACAGUUAAAUGAAAUUCCCAGUGUAAAUCCUAAGGGCAUCGAUGUGUCAGCUGACACAUCUAUUCUGCAGAAUGAAAACUGCUGUGCUAUAAAACCUGGUGGAGAGUCUGGUUUCUCUGUACAUGACAGCUUCAUAUCCGUGGUUGGUAGUAUAGAGGGAGGACCUGGAAGCUUAAUCAGCAUGACCUUCAGCAGGAAACCACCUAUGGUGAACUGGAAAGAUGGAGCUUCUGAAAAUGCUUCAUUUUCACCUGGUCUAUCUUGUCACUCAUCCCUCGUUAAUAAGGACAACAAGCAUGGAACUUCAGAGAAAGCAUUGGGUGAACUUCUCCCAUUUUUCGAAGGGGACUGUCAAGAGAAGAAAGUAGUUCAGAACAAGGCCCUGCCAAACACCAACUCAAAUGAUCAGCAAGAAGCUAUCAUGGGUGUCCCAACUCACUAUCAAAAUGACGGCUCACUCUUAUACCUUUUGACACCUAUAUAUUCACCCCCAUCUGCAGAUUGUGUGUAUAGAUGGUUAAGAUGUGACAAUGAAGAUACUCAUGGAGAGACUAAUGUGCAGUCAGCAGGGCCUUUGUCCAUUCAAGGCUCUCCCGAGACAGGUUCACAUGAUUCUUCACGUGUUUAUGGUGAUAACAUUUCCAUGGAAUUGCGCUCUGUAUCUAAUGUAAGACUUAUAGAGGAUCAAGUGCAACAAGAAGAACAUCAAAUUAUUAAUUCAGAGUUCCACCCUAAUACUGAUGAGCUUCAAAGACCAUUGCAUCACAAAGAAAAUAAUGCAAAACUAAAUGCAUGUACUGAAUGCUCUAUAGAUUUAUCUCAAAUUUCGGGUCCAAAUGAGAGAUCAAGGCCUACUCCCCUCAGUCAAAUUGGAUUUCGGGAUCCUGCUAGCACUGGUGCUGGGCAACAAUUAACCAUGUUAAGCAUUGAGGUUCAAGCUGAAUCUAGAGGAGAUCUAAGACCAGAUCCUCGGUUUGAUGCUAUCAAUACUGUAGCUCUUGCUUUCCAAAAUGAUAAUGAUUCUACUGUUGAAGUUCAAGUUCUUUUGCAUAGUAACGAAGAAUCUUAUGCGAGGAGUUCUGAUGGCUUAUCUGUAAACAAGGUGCUUUAUUUCUCUGAGGAGGUGCACUUGGUUACCCAUUUUAUAAGGAUUAUAGGUUCAGUUGAUCCAGAUAUUUUAAUGGGUUGGGAUAUUCAAGGCGGUUCUCUUGGUUUUUUGGCCGAGAGGGCUGCACAUCUUGGUAUGGGCUUACUUAAUAACAUUUCUCGGACACCAUUAGAAGCCAACAUAGGGGCUAGAGAAACAGAAAUUUCUGAUAAGGAAAUACUUGCUACUAUGCUGGAUGAAUCAUUAGUUGCAGAGUCUGCUUUGGUAGAGCAAGCAGUAAUUGAAGAUGAAUGGGGCCGAACUCAUGCCAGUGGCGUCCAUGUUGGUGGUAGAAUUGUCCUUAACAUAUGGAGACUGAUACGUAAUGAAGUUAAGCUUAACUUGUAUACAGUUGAAGCUGUUGGUGAAGCUGUUUUAAGGCGAAAAAUUCCAUCAAUACCAUACAGAGUAUUAACAAAAUGGUUUUCUAGUGGUCCUGGAAGAGCAAGAUAUAGAUGUAUUGAGUACAUGGUACAUAGAGCAAAAUUGAACCUUGAGAUAAUGAAUCAACUUGAUAUGAUAAAUAGAACAUCAGAACUCGCUCGCGUAUUUGGCAUCGACUUUUUUUCAGUUCUCUCACGAGGUUCACAGUACCGUGUUGAAUCUAUGCUUCUCAGACUGGCACAUACUCAGAAUUAUCUAGCCAUUUCUCCUGGGAAUCAACAGGUUGCUUCUCAACCUGCAAUGGAGUGCUUACCCUUAGUAAUGGAGCCAGAAUCUGGUUUUUAUGCUGAUCCAGUUGUAGUCUUGGAUUUCCAGUCUCUUUAUCCGUCGAUGAUAAUAGCAUAUAACCUUUGCUUUUGUACAUGUCUUGGAAAUGUUUCAUCUUCAAAGGUGAAUACACUAGGGGUUAGUUCAUUUUCACCAGAUCCACGUGUUCUAGGGGAUUUGAAAGAUGAAAUACUGCUUACUCCAAAUGGUGUUAUGUAUGUGCCUUCAAAGGUUCGUAAAGGCGUACUGCCUCGGUUACUGGAAGAAAUAUUAUCAACAAGAAUAAUGGUCAAACAAGCAAUGAAGAAGUUGGCUCCAACCCAGCAAGUUCUUCACCGGAUAUUUAAUGCAAGACAGCUUGCUUUAAAGCUGAUAGCGAAUGUAACCUAUGGUUAUACAGCUGCUGGAUUUAGUGGUCGCAUGCCUUGUGCAGAGCUUGCUGACAGUAUUGUUCAAUGUGGCCGUAGCACACUGGAAAAAGCUAUUUCUUUGGUAAAUGCAAGUGAUAAGUGGAAUGCUAGAGUUAUAUAUGGUGAUACUGACAGCAUGUUUGUCCUUCUCAAGGGCCGCACUGUCGAAGAAUCAUUUCAAAUUGGGCGCGAGAUAGCUUCUGCUGUAACUGCCAUGAAUCCAGAUCCAGUGACAUUGAAAUUGGAGAAAGUCUAUCAUCCAUGUUUCCUCCUAACUAAGAAACGUUAUGUUGGUUACAGCUAUGAGAGUGCUGAUCAGACUGAACCUGUUUUUGAUGCCAAAGGUAUUGAGACUGUUCGCAGAGAUACUUGUGGUGCCGUUGCCAAAAUGUUGGAGCAGUCACUGAGACUCUUUUUUGAACAUCAGGAUAUCUCUGAGAUUAAAGGAUAUUUGCAGCGGCAAUGGACACGGAUUCUAUCUGGCAGAGUGUCUCUUCAAGAUUUUAUUUUUGCAAAAGAGGUUCGCUUGGGCACUUACAGUACAAGGGCAGCUUCAUCACUCCCACCGGCAGCAAUCUUGGCUACUAAAGCAAUGAAAGUAGAUCCCCGGGCAGAACCACGGUAUGCAGAGAGAGUGCCUUAUGUUGUGAUUCAUGGGGAACCAGGUGCUCGCCUGGUUGAUAUGGUUGUGGAUCCUUUGGACCUUUUGGCUAUCGAUUCUCCUUACAGAUUAAAUGAUAUAUAUUACAUUAGCAAACAGAUAAUUCCAGCAUUGCAGCGGGUAUUUGGACUUCUUGGUGCAGACUUAAACCAGUGGUUUUUAGAGAUGCCUCGCCCAGGCAGGGAUACUUAUGCUAAGCGCCCAUCAUAUGGUUCAAAUCCUCAGCGAACUAGAAUUGAUUAUUACUAUCUUUCAAAACAUUGUGUGCUAUGCGAUGAGUUGGUGAACGCAUCAACACGUCUUUGCAACAAAUGUUCACAGAAGGAAACUGCUGCUGCAACUGCUGUAAUUGGAAGGACCUCUAAAUUGGAGAGGGAGAUGCAACACCUUGCAGCUAUAUGUCGACACUGUGGAGGUGGAGACUGGCUUCUGGAGAGUGGGGUCAAGUGCACUUCACUUGCUUGCUCGGUCUUUUACGAGAGGCGUAAAGUGCAGAAAGAACUACAAGGUCUCUCUCUUAUUGCUGCCGAUAAAGGUUUCUACCCAAAAUGUAUGGUCGAGUGGUUCUGAAUAUGAGCACCUUGUACAUCUCUUAUAUUGUAUGAAUGCAUAAUUUUUUUCAGUUAGAAUUGUCCACCAAGCGGUUACUCUCUUGGGUUUAUAAUUUAAUCAGUAGAGGCUUUUGACCCUCUUGUAUAGCUGUAUAGUUCUGCAUUACUCGUUCAAGGAAGAUGGACUGCUAUUGUAUCCUACUGUAUUUAGAUAGUGAAGUAAUUAUAUCUGUCUGCAUACAUAUAA